Messenger RNA from Vicia faba (fava bean), 2337 nucleotides. Lineage: Eukaryota; Viridiplantae; Streptophyta; Magnoliopsida; Fabales; Fabaceae. The record is from the annotation of a GenBank genome assembly.
AUGAAGUUCCCUUCAUUCUGUAAUUUGAAUGUUUGGAGGGUUUAUGGAACUAUGAGAGUUUGGACUUUUUUGUUGCUUAUAAUACUACUACUGAAGAGUGAUGUUGCAUAUUCUAAUUACUUGAUUGGUCUUGGGAGCUAUGAUAUUACUGGUCCUGCAGCUGAUGUUAACAUGAUGGGGUAUGCUAACGCAGAACAGAUUGCAUCCGGGGUUCAUUUCCGGUUAAGGGCUCGCGCUUUUAUUGUCGGUGAGCCUAAGGGUAACAGGGUGGUGUUUGUUAAUCUUGAUGCUUGCAUGGGUUCACAGCUUGUUACUAUCAAAGUACUUGAGAGACUUAAAGCAAGAUAUGGUGGCAUAUAUACAGAAAAUAAUGUAGCUAUUAGUGGAAUUCACACGCAUGCUGGUCCCGGAGGUUAUCUCCAGUAUGUUGUGUAUAUUGUAACAUCUCUUGGAUUUGUUCGCCAGUCGUUUGAUGUUCUUGUUGAUGGCAUUGAGAAAAGCAUUGUUCAGGCCCAUGAAAAUCUCCGCCCUGGAUCGAUUUUUGUCAAUAAAGGUGAGAUUUUAGAUGCUGGUGUUAAUCGCAGUCCUAGUGGUUAUCUCAACAAUCCUGCUGAAGAGAGAAGCAAAUACAAAUAUAAUGUCGAUAAAGAAAUGUCUCUUUUGAAGUUUGUUGAUGACGAAUGGGGUCCUGUGGGAAGCUUCAAUUGGUUUGCUACUCAUGGGACUUCAAUGAGUCGUACAAACUCAUUAGUUAGCGGGGAUAAUAAGGGUGCUGCUGCGCGAUUUAUGGAAGACUGGUUUGAGCGAAAAGGUUCUGUAAGAAAAGAUUCUGUUGAAUUUGAUGAUGACAGCUUACCUCGAAGAAUUUCAAACAUAAUUCCCAGUCUUAAUAAUAAUCACCAUGAAUUACUGGAACUCGCUGCCUCAUUCCAAUCUCCUCCUGGCAGACCAGCAACCAAAACUUCGAGUGUUGCUAGACGUGUGAGAGGUGUUCUUAGGCAGGAUGGCAAACCUAGAUUUGUAUCUGCAUUUUGUCAAUCCAAUUGCGGUGAUGUUAGUCCAAACGUACUUGGAGCCUUUUGUAUAGACACCGGACUACCUUGUGACUUCAAUCACAGCACAUGUGGAGGGAAGAAUGAGCUAUGCUACGGCAAAGGACCCGGUUACCCCGAUGAAUUUGAAAGUACACGUAUUAUAGGAGAGAGACAGUUUAAAAAAGCAGUGGAGUUGUUUAACGUAGCAUCUGAACAGGUUAAAGGAAAGGUGGAUUUUCGACAUGCUUUCUUAGAUUUCUCCAAGCUCGAGGUAAAUGUUUCUAUCGCAGGGGCUUCUAAGGUAGUAAAGACAUGCCCUGCUGCAAUGGGAUUUGGAUUUGCUGCUGGAACAACUGAUGGACCUGGAGCAUUUGAUUUUAAGCAAGGGGAUGAUCAGGGGAAUCCUUUCUGGAGACUGGUCCGCAACUUGUUGAAAACGCCAGACAAGGAACAAAUAGACUGUCAGUAUCCAAAGCCUAUUUUGCUCGAUACUGGUGAAAUGAAGCUUCCAUAUGAUUGGGCUCCUUCAAUACUUCCAAUCCAGAUCCUCCGAAUUGGGCAGUUUGUUAUUCUUAGUGUACCUGGAGAAUUUACAACAAUGGCUGGGAGGCGACUUCGUGAUGCAGUGAAGACAGUGCUAAGUGGUGACAAAAGCUUUGGUAGCAACAUUCAUGUUGUUAUAGCAGGGUUGACCAAUACUUAUUCACAGUAUGUGACCACAUAUGAGGAGUACGAGGUGCAAAGAUACGAGGGUGCUUCCACGCUUUAUGGUCCACACACUUUGAGUGCAUACAUUCAGGAAUUCAAGAAGCUUGCGCACGCUCUCAUCAAUGGUCAGCCUGUAGAAUCAGGCCCUCAACCCCCGGACCUCCUCAACAAGCAAAUAGGUUUACUUACACCAGUAGUGAUGGACGGAACCCCUCUUGGUGUAAACUUCGGGGAUUGCGCCUCUGAUGUACCCAAGAAUUCCACCUUUAAGAGAGGUGAUACGGUAUCAGUUACUUUUUGGUCUGCUUGCCCUCGAAACGACCUUAUGACCGAAGGUACAUUUUCUCUAGUGGAAUAUCUCCAAGGGAAGGAUUCUUGGGUUCCUGCUUACGACGACGAUGAUUUUUGCCUUCGCUUCAAGUGGUCAAGGCCUUUCAAACUCAGUACUCAUAGUAAAGCCACAAUAGAAUGGAGAAUUCCACAGGAUGUUGCUCCUGGUGUAUACAGAAUUAAACAUUUUGGAGCUGCAAAGGGUUUGUUAGGGUCAACUCGCCACUUUACAGGUUCAUCUAGUGCAUUUGUAGUAACACACUAA